CAUCACUAGUCUUCGUCCUCUUACUUUCAGUUCACCAACUCCCAACUAUAAAUAUCAACUCAAAGAAUCCCUUUGUUAUAUUAUAAGGAAUUUAUAAUAUAUCUUCUGUCUUUUUCCGUAUUUAUUCUUUCACUUCUCUUGACUUCAAUCGCAUUAAAUCAGCAUUUCAAUAAUAAUGGCUGUCAGUACCUUUAGAAUCUGUGUGGUCACUUUACCUUUCAUUUUAACCCUUACUGCUUUGACUUUAGUCGUCUUAGCCUACUGUGGUUCCCAGUCCACUUUAUCAGGUAUAGCAAAUAUCUAUCUCUUCAGGUUUGAUUUAUCCAAUCUAGACAUAACAAAAAUAUUGGUGUCCACCUCAUCCACUCCAAUCUCCUCCUACGUUUCAACCUACGGUUUGUCAAACUUAAACUUUGGUCUUUAUGAUGUCUACUCUGUUGGUUUAUGGGGUUAUUGUAGAGGUACUAAAGAUGCUAACGACAACAUCGACAUCGUUAGCUGCUACAAAUCCUCUACUUAUUUUGAAUUGAGCAUUGAAGAUAUCAUUACAAGAGAAAUUACAAACUCUCAAAUUGCAAAUUCAAAUAUUAGGUCAAUCUUAACCAAUGCCCAAUUAACCUUACCUUCAGCCGUCACUUCCUACAACAGCAAUGGUGUCUUGUCUAGAUUAGUCUUCGUCACAAUGACAAUUGGUUUAGCAUUUUACGCUACACAAUUUUUCUUAAACUUCAGCGCUGUCAAAUCUCAUGUUGCUAGUUUCUUCUCGACUUUUGUUGCUUUUGUUGCCAACACUGUCAUCUUAAUCGCUGCUGGUUCUGCUGUUGGUGUUGCCGUUGCUUUCAGAAACAAAUUCAACGACUCUGAAGAAGUUUAUGGCUGGACUUCCACCUUAGGUUCUGGUGCUUUCCAUGGUUUAGUCUGGGGUGCUUUUGCUGCUGGUUGUUUAUCAAGUAUGGGUUGGUUCUUUGCCAUCUGUUUCGGUUCUACUAAGGUUGAUGAUGAUAAGGAAUCCAUUUCUUCUGCUUAGGUUUUUUUCUAACAACCAUAUCAACUAAAACGAAAAAAAAAAAAAAAAAACAACUAAAAUAAUAGAAUUCAAAAUUUAGAAUUUUAUAAAGGAGCAUUUUAUCAAAUUUUUAAUUGAAAAUCAAAAAAACAAACCCCAACAAAUUUAUUUAACUAUCUACUAUCCACUAUCCACUAUCCGUUAUUUUAUUAUUUUAU
Molecule: messenger RNA, 1224 nt
Organism: Ascoidea rubescens DSM 1968
Lineage: Eukaryota; Fungi; Ascomycota; Saccharomycetes; Ascoideales; Ascoideaceae
Product: SUR7/PalI family protein
Exons: 1
Coding region: 176-1027 (283 amino acids)
Biological process (GO): fungal-type cell wall organization
Cellular component (GO): plasma membrane; cell cortex of cell tip
Source: RefSeq, a predicted model, not a curated record